CUACUAUACCAUUCAUAUAUCACAUCCUCCCGCCAUGUCCUCCCCCACAGCAUCAACAUUCACCAGCAUCCCCAUCCUCGACUACGCCCUCACCACCCACCCCACCACCAAACCCCUCUUCCUGUCCGACCUGCGCCAUGCCCUCCUCCACGUCGGCUUCUUCUACCUCGUCAACGCCCCCAUCGCCCCCGCCGUCCGCGACCAGCUGAUCCGCCACACCACCGCCCUGUUCGCCCUCCCGCUGGAGAAGAAGCUCGAGAUCGAGAUGGUCAACAGUAAACAUUUCCUGGGCUAUUCGCGACUCGGCGCGGAGACGACCGCCCGCGUGGUGGAUUAUCGGGAGCAGUUUGAUUUCGCGACCGAGUUGCCUCCCCCGCCCCCGGACGCGCCUUUGUAUCGCAAUAUCCGGGGUCCGAACCAGUGGCCCGACGAAUCCUCCCUCCCGGGAUUCCGCCACACCAUCGAAUCCUACCUCGACGAACUCAGCCCCAUCGCCGCAUCCUUCCAAACCCUCGUCGCCGAAGCCCUCGGCCUCCCCUCCACCGCUCUAUGCCGAUUCUUCGAGAUCCCCACCCAGCAGAAACUGAAAUUAAUCAAGUAUCCCCCUCCCCCUCCUCCUUCUUCUUCUUCUUCUUCUUCCUCUUCUUCCUCAUCUUCAUCGCAGGGCGUGGGCGCUCACAAAGACUCUGAAUUCCUCACCUUCCUCCUCCAGCCCACCCCGCAUGCUGGACUAGAAGUGCAGAAUAAAUCCGGGGAAUGGAUCCCCGCCCCCCCUCUCCCGGGGAGAGAUUCACUCGUCGUGAAUAUCGGGAGGGCGUUCGAGGCGAUCACGCAGGGUGUCUGUCCCGCGACGACGCAUCGGGUUAAUCUUGCUCCUGAGAAUUUUGUUUCCAGUACUGGUGAAGGGCUGGGAGCGAGGUUCUCGAUCCCGGUUUUUCAGGGCAUGAGUUUGGAUCUGCGCGCGGAUGAGAUGAGGUUGGAGAUUCCGGGGGAGGUCAGGGGGGAGGUGCAACUGGGGGAGAGGGUCAGGUCCGAUGCCGAGGGCACGUUUGAUAAGGUUUUCAGGGGCAGGGUGGGCGAGGGCACCCUGGUGCAUCGCGUUAUGAGCCAUCAGGAUGUUGGGCGGAGGUGGUAUCCCGAUUUGUUGCAGUGGGCGUUGGGGGAGUAUGAGAAGUAGCGAUGUACCUUGGAGUCCGAUGGGGAUCAUGAUGGGGAUGGAGUGAGGAUGGGAAGGGUGCGUUGGGCAGGAUGCGUUGGAUAGGGCAGUUGCGCAUGAGGGUUUGAGACAUGGUUUGAGCCGACGAUUCGAUGGACAGUGCCAUGGGGUAUCGGAAUAUGGUCACUCGACUAGAGUGUCUUGAUAAC
This is a messenger RNA of Aspergillus heteromorphus CBS 117.55, 1365 nucleotides long. Its product is annotated as isopenicillin N synthase family dioxygenase. The record is from RefSeq and is a predicted model, not a curated record. The transcript is spliced from 3 exons. Lineage: Eukaryota; Fungi; Ascomycota; Eurotiomycetes; Eurotiales; Aspergillaceae. Bases 35 to 1177 code for a protein of 380 amino acids.